Humulus lupulus (European hop) is the source of this 3210-nucleotide messenger RNA. RefSeq lists its product as uncharacterized. Lineage: Eukaryota; Viridiplantae; Streptophyta; Magnoliopsida; Rosales; Cannabaceae. The record is from RefSeq and is a predicted model, not a curated record. The transcript is spliced from 4 exons. The coding region runs from base 568 to 2913 and encodes 781 amino acids.
UUGGUUUUUCUACCUCAUUUGCAUCUUCUCGCUCUCUCUAUCUCUGAAAAAUCCAUCUCCGCGCAGAGAGAUACCAAAAAAAAAAGGGUACGGUUUGAUCCAAACACAGAACACUUCAUAACAUAAACCCAACUCACACACACACACACACACUCUCUCUCUCUCCUCCAAAACUCUCUAUCUUUCUCUCUCUUCAACUCUGUGAACUGUGAAAACGUAGCUCAGCUCCAAGACAAUAAUUAGAAGAAGAAGAAAAAAGAGAGAGUAAAAUCAAGCCGUUAAGAUCAGAAAAGGCUCAGAUUAAAGAAAUAGUUAUUGGGUUUUCAGGGAAGGAGAUACCAGAUCUUCUUUCCAUGUUUUAAUACAUAUUUUCUUUGCUAUAAACCCUCGUAUAAGGUUCAAGAAACAAGAUGUGCAUUUGUUUGUGAAGGCUAGGCGCUGGCUCUGGGAGAUUUUUGGGACUUUGGGGCGGUUGAAAAUGGAGGGUUGACAUUGGCUUUUUGUUUGGGUGAAUCAGGGUUCGAUUUCUUUUGGGUUUUUCUUUUUGGGUAGGAGGGUUUGGUUGAGAUGGGAAGCGCCGGUGAGACCAGUAACAAGGGCAUUGACCCGUCGGUAGGCGGGUUGGUUUGGGUCCGCCGCAGAAACGGGUCAUGGUGGCCCGGUAGGAUAAUGGGUCUCGAUGAGUUGUCUGAGAGUUGCUUAGUUUCGCCGAGAUCGGGUACCCCUGUAAAGCUUCUGGGUCGCGAGGACGCAAGCGUAGAUUGGUAUAACCUUGAAAAAUCGAAGAGGGUGAAAGCUUUUCGAUGUGGAGAGUAUGAUGACUGUAUUGAAAAAGCAAAAGCGUCUGCAGCUAGUUCUAAUAAGAAGGCAGUAAAAUAUGCACGGAGAGAAGAUGCCAUUCUCCAUGCUCUUGAGAUUGAGCAUGCUCGACUGGGGAAAGAUCGUACAGACUGUAGUCCUAGAAUGGAUAGUUUGGGUGGUGAGAAUGGUAGUUCGGCCAGGGAAUCACCUUCCAUGUCUCAUUCUGGCAAUGGAAAUGGCAAUAUGGAUGAUUAUGUGAGUGAUUCAAAAGAGAAUUCAGAUUCAGCCCUGGAAUUAUCUCAAUCUGGUAUAUCUUUUGAAGAGCCAAAUCAUAUCAGUUCUUCUAAAGUGCAAUCUGUGCAGGGAAGGAGGAGAACCCCAAAUGAUUCAGAGGAUGAUGGAACAGAAGGAGUUAAGCGAAUGAGAGGGCUUGAGGAUCUGGGAGUUGGUACAGCAUCGAAAAGAAAGGUCCAGGCUGGUGGUCUACUUGAGCUAGUUCAACAAGACAAUGCUUCACUAUCGGAUUCAAACAAUGGGAACUGUGUGUCUAAUGGAACUACUGCAAAUGGUAGUAAAGGUAACUCUUCUCUGAAAAGAAAGAGAACUCCAGUGGCAAAUGUCCAUGAGUUCUUGAAAAAGAAAAACCGUCGGCGUCCACUCACAAAGGUUUUGGAGAGUACAGCUAUGGUUUCUGUUCCAGUUAAUUGUGACCAAGCUCCCAAUUCAUGUGGUUCACCUCUCCAGGGGUUAUCUGAUGGCAGGGUUUCUGGACUAGAAUCUACUGAAUCAAAGAGAAGUCUCUCUGUGGUGGCCAACAACAAUGCAGACUGUAAUGGAGGUUCAUGUGAGAAUGGGACCUCUUUAAAUACUUCAGAACCUGCUUGUGAUACUUCCCAUAUCAACAAGCUGAAAGAAAAUGAAAAUUCCAGCCUGUCUGGAUUUGUUGAGAAUGAUUCUUCUGAAAGAUUAAUCGAUGUGCCAUUCAGUGGAGAGCAAAAGCCCUCUGCAGGUGUUUCUCCUGUAGUUGUUUCUUGUUCAUCCGAAAAACCUCAAAAUGGUGCAUUGAGAAGGCAAUCUAGUCAAAUUAGUCAGGCAGAAGCUGUAUCAUUGAGAAACGAGGGCAUUAACGAGACUGGUUGUACCAGUUCAGAAGCUGUCCAUACUGACAUGGAGCAGAGGAUGGAGAAAGGCACUUCAAAGUGGCAGUUGAAAGGCAAGAGGAAUUCAAGACAAACAAGUAAAAAUAGAAAAGAAGAGUCAAGAAAGCACGUUGACAUGGAUGAUGAAUCCAAUGUUUAUUCAGCAGGUACAGAACAGUUGGAUGGACUUCCUCAGGGUUUCGAUAAAAAAAUUGAUUGCAAUGGCGUUAGUGGGUCCUCGGGUUUGUACAACUGUGCUUUACAGGCUAAGUCCAAACCAGUUGCUGAAGACCAGGGAGAUGGUCCCCAUGGCUGGGGCAAACAUCUGUCUGAAAGGAAACCGAGCACGAAAGAGCCAACUCCUGAGAUGAAGGUUUCGCAAGAUGGUUUGUUGCCACCUCAACGAUUACUUCCUUAUCGUCAAUCCCGCUUUACGGUUCACUCUAGAUAUCGGAUGUCAGAUUUUUCCACCAGAAAUGGUCCAUCUGAUUCCUCAUUACAUGAUGUAAAGGUUGAGGUGAAAGCCAACUAUAGGCCACCUCAUGUUCCAUUGGUUUCCCUGAUGAGUAAGUUGAAUGGUAAAGCUAUUGUAGGCCACCCUCUUGCGGUGGAGGCAUUGGAGGAUGGCCACUGCGAUACUCUAUUGAGCAGAGUGGAGCGCAUUCCGGUGGAAGGUGGUGGUCGAAUGAGUUAUGGUAAGCGAACUUCAGUACGUGGAAGAAUUCCAACAAAGCAUCAUAUGAUUUUGCAGCGGCGUUCGCCUAAUAAAUCAACCAAAACAAAGAAAUCUGGGCUUUUGACCAAAAAGAUAAGGAAACUAUCUUCACUGACGGGUAACAAGAAAUCUGAAGAGAGGAAAGCAGUGGUAUUGAAACCAAAGGGGCCUGUAAUAGCUUGCAUUCCCCUCAAACUAGUAUUUAGCAGAAUAAACGAAGCAGUGAAUGGCUCGGCACGACAAACACAUCGUGGUUAAGAGCAGCAGGCAUUUCAUGAAAGUUGCUUCUUUGUCUUCUUGAGAAAAUGUAAUAGUUGCUGCUAAAACUACAUGGUUGGUUUGGUACCCAUGAAUUAGAUUUGACCCCUUUGGCAGUGGUGGGGUGUUGAUUCAGUUCUCCCAGCAUUUGCUUCCCUCUCAUCUUUGACCAUGUUUUGUUGGCAGCAUUAAUAUACCCAUUUCCAUUUGUACAAUUUCACACCUUUUUUUUUAGUAAUUUGUAGAAAGAGAACUGGUAGUAUUACGAUUAAUGGAGGCUGUUUUUUGGGCUCUGUA